CAUUUUGUAUUUAGUCUGUUCAAGACGUAAAUGUGUUUCAGAUGACGUCUCGAUAUGGUAUGACCCAACCAGAGCAGAGUGUGUGUGUUACACGGUCCUCAUAUUGUUGGCUAGCAGAUAUUGUACAGUUUUAACCAUUUCUAUAGAGUCUUGCUUAAAAACCCCAGAUCCACAUAUUAAUAUUUUCAUCUAUAGGUCAUCUAUAAAACAGUAUUAUCCAUUUCUUAUCACAAAUUAUUUUCACAUACAGUAUAAUGUAUAAUAUCCUAAUUUACUGUUAUGGUGCUGUGUUAUUACAAACAAAUAUUUAUUCUUCAUCAUUUCAUUCAAGGCAAGCAAGUCCAGUGGAAUUAUACCCUUCCAGUGUCCUACAGCAAAGCAGACCUCUACUGACCUACUUGAUGAAUCUUCGGAUGCUACGGACUAUGACGAUGCAGACUAUGUUCCAGACACAUGUGGCAGUUUCUUGGAUGCUUCUAUUAUAAGUACUAUAAGUUCUUGUAGUAAGGAAUAUAAAACCACAGAAAAUAAUCUCCACCACAAACUGUCAGAGAACACACCAUUAGGGAACGUUACAGCACACAGUGGGGAUAGUACCACCAGUUCAGAGAAGCCAAGAACAUUAAGUUAUUCAAAGAUGCGCAGCAAUCCUUGUACUUCAGUAAUAAGCUGCAGUGUGAAUUCAUCAGAGAACACAUCACACCAGAAAAGCUCCAUAAAUGUCACACCUUUGUCAAUAACAGCAAAAGGAAGCAAGUACAACAAGAAGCAAUUUUGUCUUUAUUGUAAAAAGGCCAUUUCUAAAUUGGCAAGACACCUCGAAUCCAUCCACAGUGAAAAGCCUGAUGUUGCAAUGGCUUUCAGUUUUAAUAAAGGAUCCCGCAAAAGAAGAGAGUUGUUACGCUCUCUUAAGAAGAGAGGAAACUUUGACCAUAAUGCUGAAGUGGCAAGCUGUGGCACUGGAGAGAUGGUUGCCUGUAGAAGACCUAGUACUGCAAAACCAUCUGAUUACUACCGUCACUGCAAAUUUUGCGAAGGACUGUAUGCAAGAAAUUCCCUAUGGAGACGUGAGAAACUGCCCGAAGAAAUCUGUUGAGGGAGAGCCUCAAGUUGGGCGGAAAUGGAUUCAAUUGCACAUACCAAGACCUGACUCAGUUAAGGAAGCUGUUUGGAAGAUUGUUUGUGAAAUGAACCAGGAUGACGUUUCCUCGGUUGUAAGGAGUGAAACUGAAAUCCUUUGUAUCGGCGAGUCAGUGUUAAAUUCCAGGAAACCAUAUGAGAAAAGGAAUGACUACGCACGCCAAAAAAUGAGAGAGAUGGCAAGACUAUUGAUAACGGCAAGGGCUAUAACACCAUUGAAGAGCACCGAAGACCUUGUUAUGCCCUGUAACUUUCCCCAUGUGAUACAGGCAGUAAGAUCUGUUGCUGGUUAUGAUGUUGAAAGCAACUCGUAUAAAAUCCCAUCAUUGGCUUUGAAAUUGGGACACAGUUUAGCCAAAGUUGCAGGCAUUGUGCAAUGCAAUGCCAUCAUUGCAAAUCGCCCUGCUGUUGCAGAGUCUGCAAAGCAAUUUGCCACUUUACAUCAGAAAAAGUGGACAGAGUCCAUUUCAGCUGCCGCGUUGGGUACACUUCAACAAGCCAAAUGGAAUAAACCACAGGUUUUACCCUUUACAGAGGAUGUGUCGGCGCUGCACAAGUUUCUUGCUACUGAGCGUGCUAAGUGUAUGAAGGACCUUGAGGAAGAACCCAACAGCAAAAGCUUUGGAAAUCUUGCUAAAGUGACUUUGACGCAGGUAGUACUAUUUAACAGAAGGAGGGAAGGGGAAGUUUCAAAAAUGGAGCUUCAGUCUUUCACAUCCAGGGAUCUUACGGAGCUGAAUCCAGACAUUGUGAGUGGCCUUACUGACUUUGAGAGGAAGCUUGCAGAGCACUUUGAGAGAGUUGAGAUUCGAGGUAAAAGGUCAAGAAAGGUUCCAGUGCUUCUAACCCCUGACAUGAUUGCUGCUAUGGACCUCCUCAUGAUAAGCAGGAAAGAGUGUCAAAUCCACAAAGAAAAUGUGUACAUGUUUGCACGGCCAGGUAUCCUUUCCCAUUACAGAGGCUCCGACUGCUUUCGCAAGUAUGCAAAUCAAUGCGGCGCAAAGAACCCAGAGGCACCUUUCUAGGACAUGACAUCCAUGUCCAUAGAGAAUUCUAUCGGCUUCCAGAGAGUACCCUGCAGCUCGCAAAAGUCAGCAAACUGUUGAUAGCAAUCGAAAAAGGAAGACUGCCUUACCUGCAGGGGAAAGGGCUGGAUGACAUUGAGGUCAAUCCUGAAGUUAAAACUUUGUUUGAAAUAUAGUUUUUAGCAACUUCAAAUAUAACUAUUAUAAGUGUUGUUAGUCCUUCAUUUAAAUAAUUGGCCGUAAAUGUUUUUUACCCAACCAGAUGAAGUAGAAAUGAGUGAUGAUGAUUCCAGCGAAGAAUCCAUUGCUGACCUACAUCAAUGCAAAGGCUCAACAACAGAAACUUCUAGGGACCAGACACUUCUGAGGCAAACACAAGAGUCAACCACCCUGGAUAACAUGGAGGGCACUCCUGAGUCAACCACCCUGGAUAACAUGGAGGGCACUCCUGAGCCAACCACCCUGGAUAACAUGGAGGGCACUCCUGAGUCAACCACCCUGGAUAACAUGGAGGGCACUCCUUAGCCAACCACCCUGGAUAACAUGGAGGGCACUCCUGAGCCAACCACCCUGGAUAACAUGGAGGGCACUCCUGAGUCAACCACCCUGGAUAACAUGGAGGGCACUCCUGAGCCAACCACCCUGGAUAACAUGAGCAACACACAACCAAGACAUGGUAAAAUAGUCACAUCCCAAGCUUCCUCAAAGUGCUCCAAAGGAAAGCAAGCUGUGAAGGUGAGAAGCAAGUGGACAGGUGAUGAAGUGAAAGCUGUUGAGCGGCAUUUGCUUAAUUUCAUAACAAGUUGCAGAAUACCAGGUAAAAAGGACUGUGACUCCUGCCUACAAGCAGAGCCAGUAGCUCUGAAAGACAGAGACUGGUUUGCUAUCAAAUAUCCACAACAGAAACGUAGCAUUAAAAAGGAAGAUGAAUAGAUAGAACUAGAGCCAACUGUAGCUCAGGUACCAUCCAAUUCCAAUCAGCUUCUCCUCAGAUAGUGUUAAUAUCUGUGGGUUUCAUUUUCAUAUUAUUUUCCUUAAAUGAUUUAUAUUUUUGGUUCUUGUACAAACAUGCCACAUAGGCUCGACUGUAGAUCCAACAUGUUCGUAUUGUUUAUGUAUAAUUGAGGGCUAUUAAUGAGCAUAUGUUUGCCACUUAUGGUCACAUGUUUUUGGAAUAACAGUUGAUGAUAUAGGUUAAUACUCUGCUCUCAUUGACAGGGAAAAGAGAUAAACAGUCCUUAAAGGGAUUGUUAUUGUUCCCAAGUUUUCAGCAGCACUUUGUUCUUAACCACAAGUUGUUGAAUGUGGCAAGGUGUUUCAAUUACUGUUAAACUAUUACCAUUUCAAUGGGUGCUUGUAACAGGCCUUGUGUAUAGUAACUUGCACUACGUAAAUAUGAUGUAAAUCCCUACGUUAUUUAGACAGUUAGCUGAAUAUACUGUACACUGUCAUGUUUCAUAAAAGCUGGAUGCUUUAAUAGAGAGUUUCUCAUUCAUUUUAAACAUGCCAUUUCUACUGCCUUGUGCAUAGCAGGGAAGGAGGCAAAGUGUAGGUGGUCUAUUCUGGGUAUUCAAUUGAUUUGUUAAUUUGCAUAUUUUCACUGGCACUCAAUAAAAGUAAGAAAGG
Molecule: messenger RNA, 3791 nt
Organism: Salmo salar (Atlantic salmon)
Lineage: Eukaryota; Metazoa; Chordata; Actinopteri; Salmoniformes; Salmonidae
Source: RefSeq, a predicted model, not a curated record